This is a messenger RNA of Eimeria maxima, 1086 nucleotides long. RefSeq lists its product as hypothetical. Bases 1 to 1086 code for a protein of 361 amino acids. The transcript is spliced from 3 exons. NCBI's taxonomy places the organism in Eukaryota, Apicomplexa, Conoidasida, Eucoccidiorida, Eimeriidae. The record is from RefSeq and is a predicted model, not a curated record.
AUGGGAGUCCUGAAGGUGUUUGCCGUUAUCUCAGCUAGCGCCUUGUGCGCUUUGGACGCCGAGGCAAAAUUGCCACUUUCCGGAGCCCUCCAAUCAGAAGGGGCCAGCAAGCCCCCCAGCGGCCCAGGAGGCAUCGCUGCACAGGGCAACUCUGAGGCCAAUCCUCUACCCCCAGCUGAAACCUCUGAUAUAGACUUUGAGUCUGAGACAGAUGAUGGCUCCUCCUCUAUUGACGAGUCAAGCGAGGUUGUUCCUGCCCCGGUUCCUGCAACAACUGUUUCUGUUUCUCCUUCUUCUCCCCCUGUUUCGCAGCCUGCUCCUACUAAGCCAGCGGUAGCAGAGGGCGUUGCUCCUGGUGCAUCUGUUCCUUCUGUUGCUCCUCGUGCUUCUCCUGCUUCUGCUACUCCUUCUACUCGUGGUGCUCCUGCUUCUGCUACUCCCUCUACUCGUGCUGCUCCUGCUUCCGCCACUCCUUCUACUCGUGCUGCUCCUGCUUCUGCUACUCCUUCUACUCGUGGUGCUUCUGCUACUCCUUCUACUCGUGGUGCUCCCGCCCCUGCUACUCCUUCUACUCGUGCUGCUCCCGCCCCUGCUACUCCUUCUACUCGUGGUGCUUCUACUCGUGGUGCACCUGCUACUACUACUUCUGCCCCUGCUACCCGUACUGCUCCCGCUCCUGUUCCCACCCCUGCACCUGCUACUACUCCUGCCCCUGCUGCUACAUCCGUUUCUACACCUGCUCCUGUCGCUGCCCCUGCCUCUAUUUCUACCCCGGCUCCCGCACCUGUUGCUCUUGCUGAAACCACGGUUCCUGCUGCUCCUAAGGCAGAACCUGCUCUCCUUAGCGAAUCCGAGAUUACCGAAAAGAAAGAAGAAUCUCGCAGCUCCAUCCAGGAAUCCACAACCCCAUCCGCCAUGCUAGCCAGCGUCACCAGUGCAGCGGGCGCUGGGGGCCGUAGUUCAGACCCAACAACAACCACAAGCACAACCCAAGCACCACUUAAGAAGGGCAGCGCUACCUCUCCGUCUGCUUUCGGGGUGAUGACCGCGGUUUCGGCAGUUGUUGUGGGUUUCUUGCUGUUCUGA